AUGGAACGCCAUUCAGCUCAAAUCAAAAAGGUGCCUCAGAAAAUGUCUCUGUGCCACAGCAUCUGCCUUGACAUUUUGCUGCGUCUCACAGUGCCUUGCCGGCCUGUUUUGCUACAGCUCAGCCAAUUGCAACUUGCAACUGAGCGGGGCAAUCUGAGAGGAGUCGUGUCAGAAGAGGGAAAGGGACAAAGCGCGGAAGGUCCACCACCAAGUUGCUGGGGAUCAUCAAAUUCAAUAUCUAAUGGCUCCAUGGUGCGAGCUGCUCAGACCAAGGCCAAACAAGUUGUGCAGAGCUUGGGCCCAGGAGGCGACUUGUGCAUCGAUUCGUGCUGGAUCGCGGAACAGUGCAUGGCCUGGACUGACCAGCAAUGGAAGAAGCGUGUGCAGUACAUACAAGGCUUCACAAUUUACGAGCCAAGCAACCAAGCUGCGGUUUCCGUCGUCCAUGUUCGUCCUCAUCCAGCGUCUUGUGAUUGCUUGGAUGAUGGAAAUAUCAGUAAUGCUGCAGGUAGCUGA
This is a messenger RNA of Symbiodinium natans, 516 nucleotides long. The record is from the annotation of a GenBank genome assembly. Lineage: Eukaryota; Dinophyceae; Suessiales; Symbiodiniaceae.